Molecule: messenger RNA, 828 nt
Organism: Sardina pilchardus (European sardine)
Lineage: Eukaryota; Metazoa; Chordata; Actinopteri; Clupeiformes; Clupeidae
Product: erythroblast NAD(P)(+)--arginine ADP-ribosyltransferase-like
Exons: 2
Coding region: 1-828 (275 amino acids)
Molecular function (GO): NAD+-protein-arginine ADP-ribosyltransferase activity; NAD+ poly-ADP-ribosyltransferase activity
Source: RefSeq, a predicted model, not a curated record
AUGAAGAACUUUGCUGUACUGAUUCUCAUCCUGAUCACUGGAGCUUUUUUAUUUUUUUUUGGAAAGGAGACUCCACUGGACAUGGCGGAGAUGGACAUAGCGGAGAACUCUGUUGAUGAUCAGUACCAGGGCUGCCCAGGGAAUAUGUCACGCUUGGUAGAGAAUUCAUAUCUAAAAGAUGAACUGAAGACUACAAAGAAUUUCACUGACGCUUGGAGUAAAGGAGAGAAGUGGUGCUCCAGUAAUACGAAAGGAGAUGAUUUGGGAGAAAUGAAUUACUGCAUUGCCUUGUAUGUGUAUACACUAGAUGAACCACCGAUAUAUAAAGUUUUCAAUAGUGACACUCAUAGUGGGGGGACACAAUACACAGGAAAGACAUAUCAGUGGCAUUCUCUUCACUUUUUGUUAACACGUGCACUACAAGCUCUGAAAGAUAGAGAGAAGCAAGAAGGAGCUAAAUGCAGAUUAACAUAUCGUGGUACAGAUGAUCAAUUUAACAAAGAUAUUCUGAACAAAGAGGUUCGAUUCGGCUUUUUCUCGUCCUCCUCCAUGGAUCGUAAGGUGGCUGAGGACUUUGGAAAGAAGUCGUGUUUUGAGAUCAACACAUGCCAUGGUGCGAAAAUAUCAGAUUAUUCCGCCUCCCCACAAGAGAGAGAGGUGCUGAUUCCUCCAUAUGAGAAGUUUAAAGUCUCUCAAGUCUCAGAGAAAAUACACAAUCCUGGCCUCUGGUGCGACACUGUGUAUAAGCUGGAAAGCACUGGGAUCAGAAGUGACCUGAACUGUGCUGUGGUGGCGCGUUCGUUUGAUCGGGUCAUCAACGAACUUUGA